Molecule: messenger RNA, 6698 nt
Organism: Stylophora pistillata
Lineage: Eukaryota; Metazoa; Cnidaria; Anthozoa; Scleractinia; Pocilloporidae
Biological process (GO): extracellular matrix organization
Molecular function (GO): extracellular matrix structural constituent conferring tensile strength
Source: RefSeq, a predicted model, not a curated record
CAAACACAGUUCAAUAACGUGAUCUUUGAUUAGUAAUCAAAUACUUUUUAAAUGUGCCGCUGUUCCCUUCAUUCUUAAUCAAGUUCUGUAUCCAGUAAUCAUUACCGCAGGUUGAAAUCUCAGUUGUUGCUGUGAAUUCUUUUUUACGAGCCUUGUUAAAUCUCAUCGCCAUAUAUUUAUUUUCGCGCGUUAGAACGGUUAAGCUUACCAUCACGUCGCAUCGCGUCAGUUAAACUACAGUCUGCUUAAAGAGAUUGAUCUCUUUUCUUUCUAAUUUGAGGCCCUGUAUGAAAAGCAUGCAGUUGCCAAUAUUUGUGCUAAAACUCACAAAUAUUUUAUAUUUAUCUUCUUUUUUUUUCCUAUUUCAUUUGGAUAAUAAUCCAUCAGCUAAGUUUUUUUUAAAGAGGCUUAUUGGAUUCCCGCCGGAAACGUGUUUUAGUUGAGGAAAAGACAACAGUCCCAUAUUUUACCCGAAGGAGUCAUCAGUUCUUAUCGUGUAAGGUAGAGUGUAAAAGUGACUGCAAACUAGUAAAAAUGUAUCAGCACUAAGUAAGUGGCGCGGCACGCUAUUCGGUAAGUCAAAACAUAAUGUUUCAAUUACUAGGUUUUUUGCCUUCUCUUCUCCUUUAACUUGCUAAAGAAGUUUUGCGGGCAAAAACAUUUAAAUGUUUAUAGUCAUUCAAUGACCGUCAAGAAGCUGAAUUGUAUGUUUGUCGACCGGUUUUACGAAAUUGUGUAUCACCUUACGUCAAAUCGCAAACCAUUCCUGAGAUUUAAACUGGAUCAGUUAAUUCAUUUAUAAGCUGAUAGAGUGCUCAUUUCCAGUAUAACUAUUCCCUUAUUGCUUUUACUUUCUUCGUAAGUUUACCCAAAUUUUGGAAACGUACAUACGCGCACGUCCGCGUGAAGUCUUGUCACGCAGUCGUCAUUAAGACUGUUCUCCGAGGUACGUUGACUUGGUUACCUUGUCAUUGCGCGUUAUAUUAUAUAGAGUUCUAGAUAUGCUCAAAGUGACUUUUCGAUCGUUUUCUAUAUGUGUCACGUUCCAAGCAACAAAGGUUAUUUUUUUGUCGCCUCUCGUUGUAUUACACCCACCGCGCAGCGGACAAAGGUCCUGUUGUUGUCGUUGUCCUUGACACAAGCAAGCCACUUGGGUCCAGUCUGACGCAUGGCUUGCAUUAGAGAUCGCGCGCUGUGUUUUGAAAACAACGAGGCCGGCAGCAAUCUCCACACCGAAGGCUGCAGGUAGGACAAGGAUCGUCUUUGAGUAGUGCUUUAAGACUUUUCGCGUAUUUUCAAUACGUUGUACAAACACUCAUUGACGAACGCUUUGAAGAACCAUCAUGUGACGUGUUGGCUCACGAAAGGCCACCUUUAUCUGACAGAGGAUACUGCGUGACAGUAAUAGUGGUUUCGUCAUCUGACAGUAAACUGCAUCACAUUGUCGCCUCGUUUCACACCUUGCCUCGAGAAUGCGAUGAUUACCACGUUCUUAGCCAAGAAGGAAACAAUUGCCUACAAGACCUUGGAAAAUCCGAAAUCCUUCUGUGGACUUAUCACUGGUAAAUUUUCAAAAUCCAUCCUAGUUUUCUUCUUUCUCCUCAUCACUGCAACUGCUGAUGGACAUCAAACAGGAGUUGCUACAGAAUUGAGCACUUCAAACACAACAGAUCUCCAUGGAUUGCGCACUCCAGGAAUAUAUGCAUCAGAGAAUAAUAUUAAGCAAAAUUUACCAAAUAGAGAAGAGAAUAGCACAACUGCACCAUUAAUACCAGAAAAUGACUAUUUAUUAACUCAAAACUCUUUGAGAUACACUUUACUUCUGAUUUUUAGACAAGAAUUAGAUAAUAGGAGCUUUGUGAUAAAUGUAAAUGCUGUUGAUGGAAGUUCAUCUGAAACUGUAUAUGUCCUUACAGUUCAGAAUAGAUCAUUGUUGUUUCAAAUAAAUAGUUCCUUAUUUGGCCUUGUUAAAUUAGCCAAUAUUUCCUCAUGGCAAAAAUUGCUAGUAAGCUUUAAUCACCAAGAAAUCUCAGUCACCCAAGAUUGUCAAGAAUUCAACUACUUAUCACUACCAAGCAUUAGUAAAUUGGAAGAGUGGGAAAAGAUUGCCGUUACAGCACACCUUGAGGAUGCCCAAGAUAGUGAUAUUGAGAAUGAUAUUUGUCAACUGUUACUCCUGGAUCAGCAAGAAAGUGUGAGUGCUUUCUGCCAGAGACCAUUGAGAAGUGAUUGCACUGAUAGAAAAAAUGUUCAUGCUAAACAGCAGAUUAAGGAAAGUUGGAACAACACUGAAACACAAUCAGGCCAAGGUUUUGUUGCCAUGCCAGCACCUGCUGGAGUGAAGGGUCCUCCCAGUAACACUGUGACAGAAUUAACAAGAGUGAUAACAGUCAUUAAGUCCCCUGGUCAUCCUGGAUUGGCUGGUGAAAAUGGACCCAAGGGUUAUAAAGGUGAUAAGGGCAUACAGGGUCCACAUGGCAUCCUUGGAAAGCCUGGUUCUCAUGGCCCUCCAGGUGAGCGGGGUACUUCAGGACUAAAAGGAGAUCCUGGGAUUAUUGGACACCAGGGUCGUGCUGGAAGUAAUGGACCCAAGGGACACCCAGGACCACUAGGUGAUGCAGGUGAACCAGGCAUGGCUGGACUACCAGGUGUAGAGGGUAAUCAGGGAGAACCUGGUGAUAUUGGUGAACCUGGAGAUCCAGGACCUCAAGGGUUUCGAGGCUCCCGAGGACAAAUAGGACUGAUGGGAGCAUCUGGAAAUCCUGGAAUUCAAGGACCUCCAGGUUCCAGAGGAGUUCAAGGAUAUGAGGGUGAUCGUGGUGAGCAAGGGCUGGGAGGAAACCAUGGAAAGAGAGGAGCUAAGGGAAACAGAGGAAAUUUUGGGCGCAAUGGCAUGAAAGGCAAAAAGGGAAAUACAGGUCCAGUUGGCCCAAAAGGAGAGGAGGGUAAAAAAGGCCACAAGGGCAUUCAAGGUCAUGUGGGAUCCAGAGGUGCACAUGGUCCUUCAGGAGCAAAUGGUCCUCCUGGAGAUCCUGGGCACAAAGGUUCCACAGGACUUCCUGGUCACAAGGGAAUGCCUGGAAAGCUAGGAAAACCUGGAACUCCUGGCCAAAAAGGCAUUGUGGGUCCUUCUGGUGAACUUGGAUUUUAUGGUCCUAAAGGAAACAAGGGAGAUAAGGGGGACAAUGGUCGCAGUGGUUUCCGUGGAAAACGUGGAGUAAGAGGAGACUCUGGGAAGAAAGGUAGAAGGGGCUACAAUGGUUCAAAUGGUGAUAAGGGAUCAUCUGGAAGGAUUGGAGAACCAGGACCACAGGGUCAACUGGGAACAACAGGUGUUCAAGGAGUUAUUGGUAGUCCUGGACCAAGAGGACCUCCGGGUCGUCGUGGUCCCAAUGGUACACUUGGCGUAAUAGGAAAACCAGGGCCUGUGGGUAUCGAAGGAAAGCCUGGAGAUCAGGGAGCACAAGGCCCAAAAGGAGAGGAUGGUCCGGCUGGAAUUCCUGGAUCAGUAGGAGAAGCCGGGCCUCAAGGAUUACAGGGUGAAUCAGGGCCAAAGGGAAGUCGUGGAGAAAUCGGAGAGCCCGGAAGGCAGGGCGCUGCUGGUCAUCCUGGAAUUAAAGGCACAGAUGGAAUUACGGGGCCACAUGGUGUUGAAGGGGGUGAAGGGCUCGUUGGUGACCCAGGUGUUAAAGGUUCAGGAGGGAUACAAGGGGUUAUGGGCAUUGCUGGACCUCAGGGUCCACCUGGACUAUUGGGAAAAUCUGGCUUGGAUGGGACUGAAGGAGAACAGGGAAACGAUGGGCCACAAGGCUUCCCAGGACUGCCUGGAACUACCGGUGGAAAGGGAGGCAGUGGUUUGGCUGGACAGAAAGGUCCACCGGGAAGCCAGGGACCUUUUGGUGCACCAGGACCGCCUGGCUUGGUAGGAGGCGAGGGAACAAAAGGUUUCAAGGGUGAGAGUGGUGCACCAGGACCAAAAGGGCCUCAAGGAGAUCAAGGGCCAAAAGGAAGUGUUGGAGAAAUGGGAGUUAUAGGAGUUCAUGGAAAUCUGGGUAAAGAGGGCCAACCGGGACUUCUUGGUUUACGCGGCGUGCAGGGAAUGAAAGGAUCAAAGGGCGAGGACGGCAUUCCUGGUUUAUGGGGAGAUCCUGGAGUAAAGGGACCGGAGGGAGCACCAGGAUUACGAGGACAUCCGGGUGCUACCGGUGACAUGGGCCCAGUGAAUAGUGAGAGUGGUGCUCGUGGAGAAAUAGGAGAAGAGGGUGAAAUUGGGGAGACGGGAGAAGACGGAGACAAGGGAGACAGAGGAUUUCCUGGAAGAAACGGAAGAGUGGGUCCCCCUGGUGAGAAAGGAUUGCCUGGUGAUCUUGGCGUGCCCGGAGUACCGGCAUUUGCAGGGCCACUUGGGCAAAGAGGUCAGAGAGGCUCAACGGGAGGUCAGGGCUUACCUGGAGCCCCAGGCACUCCUGGAGAUACUGGAGUCAUUGGUCUCGGGGGACUUACAGGCCAUCCCGGUGAAGGUGGACGUAUUGGCGAUCCUGGAGGAGUGGGUAAGCAGGGAAAAAAGGGAAAGGAAGGCAAGAAUGGCUCACCAGGACUCAAGGGUCAUCGUGGAUCUAAAGGACAAAGUGGAGAGUCAGGGAGGGAAGGACCACCAGGGGGUAAAGGAAACUCAGGUAGAGGAGGGGAUUAUGGAAAUAAAGGUGAAAAGGGAGAGAGGGGCGACCAAGGAAGUUUGGGAUCUUCCGGACAAUCAGGGCCAGAGGGAAGCGUUGGCCCACUUGGAUUGAGAGGAAUGCAAGGUUCCCUUGGGCAACAGGGAAGAAAAGGAAUGCUUGGACCAAUAGGAGAGACGGGAACGAUAGGUGCAGAGGGACUGUUUGGGGAACUGGGUGCGCAAGGAGACCCGGGAAUGUGGGGCGAGAGGGGCGAGAGAGGUAUUCCUGGAAAAAAAGGGGAAGUUGGGCUGAAAGGAAGACAGGGCUCUGUUGGUGUCAUUGGAGAUCGCGGUCGAGUUGGCAAUGCAGGACAAACGGGGGAUCCUGGAAUGUCUGGUCUUCAAGGCAGCCCAGGCUCAGAAGGAAAUCAGGGUCUCACUGGUUACGUGGGAGAAAAAGGCAUUCCGGGAGCUCCAGGUUUAAAGGGAGUAGGAGGAAUUACGGGCGAAUUUGGUCCACCGGGUCCCCCUGGUCAGGCGCUGGGGUUUCAAAGAUUUUCCCAGCAUGAUGACUUAGAUCAGGCAAUACGAAACAUCAAGUCUUUGUUAUACGUGUCUUCUACGGUGGAGAAAUACAAAUUUCCUCUAGGUACCAGAGAUAAUCCAGCCAUGUCGUGUAAACACCUUAUGGACAGUGACAGCUAUCGAGACGGUAAUUUCUGGAUUGAUCCCAACCUUGGAUGCCCUGCUGAUGCCAUUAAGGUUUACUGCAAGUUUACAGCGGGAGGGGAAUCUUGUGUUUCUCCCCUUCAGGAUAAGAUUCCGAAGAAGACCUGGAAAAAUGAUUCAAAAUCAUCGUGGCAGAGAUUUUCAAAUCUUAAACAAGGUUUUAAGAUCAGCUACAGAGUCAGUAAAGUACAGCUUAACUUCCUGCGACUUCUUAGCACCACGGUCAGCCAAACAGUAACAGUCAAGUGUAAGAGAAUUGUACCAUGGUUCCACAGAGCCUCAAAAAGUCAUCGUUAUUCCUGGAUUUUUCAUGGGAGGAGAGGCUUCGACUUCACACCGACAAGCAAUCCAAGGCCAAACGUUACACGAGACUACUGCCAGCGCGAUGAUGGAAAGUGGCGCAGAACCGAGUUUAAGUUCGCAACUAACAAAGUUGAUGUUCUCCCCAUUGAAGACUGGACGUUCUUUCACCGCGCAGUAGGAAAAGAACAGUUUGGCGUCAAAAUUGGACAAGUUUGUUACCGAUGAUAAGGAACUUACGAGGACAUUUUGCGUCCGUGGAAACUUAAUUUCUUGAUUAGAGCGCUACUAAACCAGUUAUCACUAAGUUGCUGUAUUUAUUUUUGUAGACAAGGAACGUUUCGUUCUCUAAUAAUUCAUUGCCUUUAAUCGUAACAGUGACCGCGUGUUUUAGCGAUUCUCUGACUUAAUCAACAACCUUUUUCUGCGUGGAGAUGGUCGAAUGAAGAUGCGUGACUCGAACGAUAAGGGUUCUGUACUAUUUAGUGUGAGAAACACAUUAAAGGCUGAAAUGCCUAGUACUUACGAAGCAUAUUCCAUUGACACUAUAUGUUUCUUUGAAACUCUGUCGAAGCUAUCUGGAGCCAGUCCUUCUUAUUACCAAAUUUUGUUAUUAUUAUUUGCUUGGAGAAAUGCUCAGAAAAUUAGGCCUUUGACAUUCCAAGCUUCGUUGUGUUAUGGUUAUAAAAAGAGAAUCGAUUAUAUUUAGCCGAACGUGUAGGCAGUAUUUUGUUUAAAAUCCGAUACUUCGAAAUGUAUGUAGAAAAAAGCGAUUUUACGCUUAAAAGAGCGAGUUUUGUGAGUGAUUUUUUUGAAGUGAUACGCACAUGGUAGUUAGUCUUCGCGGAUGUGACUGAGUUGUUGAUUGCAGUUUUUUGCAUCCGUUCUGUUUGGUGUUCAAGUCAGUACGCAGCUGAGCAAUGUUGUUUAAAGCGGGUCUUAGUUAAUAUAGUUUAAGGACGGACUUUCAUGCGCCUAAACUUAUAGACAUUAAAACUUCUGGCUUUUAAAA